Molecule: messenger RNA, 1158 nt
Organism: Branchiostoma floridae (Florida lancelet)
Lineage: Eukaryota; Metazoa; Chordata; Leptocardii; Amphioxiformes; Branchiostomatidae
Exons: 6
Coding region: 322-1158 (278 amino acids)
Source: RefSeq, a predicted model, not a curated record
ACUUACGUGCAUCUAAACAUCACGUUCUCUCUAGCCCUGUGCGUUCAAGCUAUCACUUCUAAGGUUUGGCUAACGCUGACGGGAGCGUAUAUUCUACCAAGAGGUAAAGCGGGUUCAGUUAAACACUCGAGAGGCGUUGCUCUUUCAAACUACAAUACCGUCAGUCAACGACGUCUUCCAAAGAACUGAAACGUCUCCCAACAAAAUACAUCUACACAACUGGAAAGAUCUACUGCAAGACCGGAACUCAGUAAUUUGAGUAAAAUACCAAACGUACAGUAAAAACUCGGACAGGCAUUGCUAACUAUAGCUACGUACCGGAUGAUGUCGCAUGGAUUUUAUCUAACUCUUGUGGUGGGUUUAAUGGCUGUGCGGUCGGGCCUGUGCGUUUUUAGCGAGGAGCAUGUUCUGCGGAGGGUGGAGAGUGAAGUAAACAUCCCACCGGUGGGGAACACUCGUCUGGUGGUACAUAUCAUGGGUCGCUACAAUGCGAGUCACCGCGUGCAGUGCUCCCAGCUGUGCUUCCUCGCCGCGGGUUGUCAGUCCUACAACUACCAUGCCGGGGACGCCACGUGCGAGCUGAGCGAUCAGAGAAAGGACGACUUUCCGCUCGACGCUGUGGAGGGGGCCGGGUGGGAUUACUACGAUAGCUACUCGCUCUUCAUUCCAAGGGUCCUGUGGUACGAGUGCUCCCGCCUCAUCAACCCGUGCGAGAAUGGCGGGGUGUGCACCCGGAAGGUUCUGAUGGCUGAUGGGGAGGAGAGGCAGCCGUGCGACCCGCUGUGCGUCUGUCCUGUCGGCACUGCGGGCCCAAACUGUGGUACCUGUGAUUGGCAGCAGGUGUUCGCCACGGUCAGAGGAACCGGUCAGCAGGUAAUUGAUGCCUGGAACGCCGGACUGCAUGACGAGAUGCUCCACAACAAAAGUCUGCUGGUGCAUCAGUGGGAAACACUCGGGAUCAAGAAGGUAAAAGUUGUACUGGAAACCUCUGGCGAUGAGGAUGUGGAGAUGAUCUUCAACGGAGAGAACACGGACAAGUCCAGCUGGUUCUCCCAGUCCCGUCUGCUCUCCUCACCAUGGACGGACCUGCCUGGCGAGACGGCGAACUUCUUCUCUGUUGAGGGAGAGCUGAACCCUGUGACUCGCAGAGAACUGUAA